Girardinichthys multiradiatus is the source of this 1991-nucleotide messenger RNA. It is a transcript of the gene grinab, whose product is annotated as glutamate receptor, ionotropic, N-methyl D-aspartate-associated protein 1b (glutamate binding). Bases 200 to 1249 code for a protein of 349 amino acids. The record is from RefSeq and is a predicted model, not a curated record. Gene Ontology annotation, biological process: negative regulation of apoptotic signaling pathway. NCBI's taxonomy places the organism in Eukaryota, Metazoa, Chordata, Actinopteri, Cyprinodontiformes, Goodeidae. The transcript has 7 exons. Gene Ontology annotation, cellular component: endoplasmic reticulum; Golgi apparatus; membrane.
CUUUUUCAUUUAACUUUAAUGCAACAGCUGUUCACAUGAGAAGCGGAAGUUUCAUAUCGCCAGUCUACGGUUUUCUGUCAGAUUUCUAAAAAGUUAGGCAAUUUGCGAAACAAGUCAUCUGACAGUGUGAAGGCCGUUUUUAUUCUCUUCAAUUUUUCCAACGCUCUUGUCAUACUCUCCUCCCGAUAUAAGGGCAGGGAUGACCACCGAGAAGGCCGAUUACACUCCCGUGGAGGUGGGUUCCUCUCAGCCUCUUGGCCCCGGCAAUCCUAAUUUUCCUGCCGUGUUUGGCGUCAACGUACCAGGCCCCGAGGUGCCCGGCGGCGGCGUCCUUGCACCUGGUGGCCUACCUUACCCUCCUCCACCGGUCGCCUUCGCGCCGGUCAUCCCCGGAAUCUACGGGGCAGCACUGAAACCACAAGAUGGAAGCUCAGGCUAUGUCAACCCCAUUUACCAGGGUUAUCCAGAAAAUGCCCCACCGUAUUCCCCACCUGCCCCAGGCUUUGUUGACACCUACAGUGGUAAUCCUUACCACAGCGAGGAGGCUCCUCCAGCCUUCAGUGAGAAUCAAGACUUUGAUUUUGGGUUGGACAACAAGAGCAUAAGAAGGGCCUUUAUUAGGAAGGUAUACUUGGUGUUAACUGCCCAGCUCAUGGUGACGUUUGCGUUUGUGGCCAUUUUCACCUUUGUGAAAGAAGUGAAGGUUUUUGUCCUGCGAAACACCUGGACGUACUUCUUGUCCUACGCCGUGUUCUUCGUGUCAAUCUGUGUGAUCAGCUGCUGCGGAAACGUCCGCCGGAGACACCCCUGGAAUCUGGUGGCACUAUCUGUCCUGACUCUCAGCAUGUCCUACAUGGUGGGUACCAUCGCCAGUUUCCACAAAACAGAGUCUGUGAUCAUGGCAGUGGGAAUCACUGCAGUCGUGUGUUUCACAGUGGUCAUUUUCUCCAUGCAGACCAAGUACGACUUUACUUCCUGCUACGGCGUGCUUUUUGUCUGUUUUCUGGUCCUAAUCUUCUUCAGCAUCCUCUGCAUCUUCCUUCAAAACAUCAUCCUGCAGAUUGUCUAUGCUGGGCUGGGAGCUCUACUCUUCACUGCAUUCUUGGCGGUGGACACCCAGCUACUGCUUGGCAACAAGGAGCUCGCUCUGAGCCCAGAGGAAUACGUCUUUGCCGCUCUCAACCUGUACACGGACAUCAUCAACAUCUUCCUCUACAUUCUUGCUAUUGUCGGAAGAGCCAGAGGUUGAGCGGAGGGAAUCUCAGACAGAACAUUAUUUGGAAUUUGCAUAAAGAAGCGAGUUUUCCUAAUCAAAGCUUUCGACUUUCUUUCUAGUGUGUAUUUACCAUAUGGUUAAAGGCUGCUUUUGGUUCAUCCUCUAUAAAUGCUUCUCUUUAAUUGAUACUGUCAGUAGCUGUUUUGUUGAUAACUGCAGAUCUCUUUGUAUAACCUGUUUAUAUUGAAAUCAUAUUUUUAUGUUUAUGAGGCUCUAUCUCACGCUGUAGAAAAUAACCAACAGUGGAAAGAUCUGACAGAACAGUCCCAGCUGCAGAGCAUUUAAUGAGGCUUCCACACAGCUACAUAAGGAGUUUUAACAGAUCAGUGUUUUUGAUGCAGAGUUUUCUGCUGGUAUGACUGUAUGAUAAUGUCUGAGAUUACUUCUUCACCAACCAAAGACCAUAAAUAAUAAUUUGCAGGUUCAAGAGUGAUGUUUUUCAAAAGCUGUCAGCAGGAAUGAGGACUAAAAAAUGGCAUUUGGGGAAAAUCAUUAGAGCCGAGUCUCUGGGACAACAGGAAAAAGUAAAACCCCUGCUAAAAACUUUUUUAGUGACUACCAAGAGUGACUACAAAGUGGUCGUUGUGAUAUAUUUCUUCUGUUUUUCCAAAGUACUGUUUUAAAUGUUACAGUGUUUUCUCUAUGAUGCUCUUAUGUCUUAAGUACUUUUGUAAACCUGCCUGUUCUUUGUAUGGAAUAAAAUUCAAAAAAUGCA